Molecule: messenger RNA, 2684 nt
Organism: Pogona vitticeps (central bearded dragon)
Lineage: Eukaryota; Metazoa; Chordata; Lepidosauria; Squamata; Agamidae
Gene: YPEL5
Product: yippee like 5
Source: RefSeq, a predicted model, not a curated record
CUUGGGCGGAGCCAGACGGGGGGGAGGGGGACAGAGAAGGCCGGAGGAGAGCGAGUGUCUCAGCUGAGUUGUCGGGAGGUUCUCGCGGAGCUCUCGCAAUCCUUUGGCCCUUCGGGAGCUGCCUGCCUUCCUCCCUCAUUUCAGGCGGUCGUGUGAUCACUCUCCGGCCGCAGGUGCACUACCUCGGCUUUAGGCCGCCGGAGAGCCGUUCUUCCUGUCACGGGGGCACCCUCCACAGCCAGAGCUUCGCAGCUUCGGCUUUAACCGCCGCCGCGUUCCCGACUCCUGUCCGGGUCUCGCCCGCAACCCACACGGGGCGCGCCUUUUGUUGCCGGCACCGUCCGCUCUCCGGCCUUCUUUUGCCACAGAGCCUAAACGGCGCCUAAUAUUGUUGCAACCGCAACCUGUCAUUCUACUUUUUCUCCAGCAUACUUGAAAAAUGGGUAGGAUUUUCUUAGAUCACAUUGGUGGUACUCGGCUGUUCUCCUGCGCAAAUUGUGACACAAUCUUGACCAACCGAUCUGAGCUCAUAUCUACCCGUUUCACAGGAGCAACAGGACGAGCCUUUCUAUUUAACAAGGUGGUAAAUCUGCAGUACAGUGAAGUCCAGGACCGAGUCAUGCUUACCGGACGCCACAUGGUUCGUGAUGUGAGUUGCAAGAACUGCAACAGCAAGCUAGGCUGGAUUUAUGAAUUUGCUACUGAAGACAGCCAGCGCUACAAGGAAGGCCGCGUUAUCCUGGAAAGAGCUUUGGUCCGAGAGAGUGAGGGAUUUGAGGAGCAUGUGCCAUCUGAUAACUCAUGAAUGAACAUCCCCUUGUCUUUAGGCUUUCUCUGUUGAAACUUUAGAAACGAGGAAAAUCAACAAAAAAUUUACUUACAUACAAUGUCACCUUAGCAUCAAUGCUGGAUUCAUGAACAACACAGAGGGAAUGAUUGUGAGAAUUUCAAAUGGAACGUUCCUUUUUUUUUUUUACUCCUUUCAGUUGUUCAUAGAGAAUGUUGUAUGACUGUUGUAACUUUGCCUUUUUUCCUUCAGUCUCAGACAUUUAAACAUUUGAAGUUAAAAAUUGUCUGAAAGGAAAGGAAUUUGGUUUAUUUCUUUUUGUUAGAGAUAAAUCAGUUGAAUUUUAGUUUUUCAAAAUUAAUUGCAUCAAAAGGACAUUUUAAUCUAAAACGUGUCUUUUAAUUUAUUUCCAACUCUAUCCUAAGUUUUUAGUUCUUUUUUGAGCCAGUCUUUUCACCUGAUCUGCUGGCUUAAGAAGUAAAAUUUGUGAUGAAUGCAAAAGGUCUAGUAUUUAGUCCAGUUUGUGCUGGCCGUUGAUUCAUGUUCUUGUUUGGGUUCAUUGAUAGUACAGGGCCUGUGCUUGUCUUUGUCUCUUUUUUUGUUUGUGUGUAACCCAAAGUUGUUGCCAUUCCUCAUUUACCGAAGCACCCCUUCCAUCAUAUGAUACAUUGACUAUUAUAUAUAUUUUUUAAUAGGAAACAUCUGUUAUGUUUUCCCAGUUUCCAGAUGUAACUUAAGAUGAUAAUAUAAAGAAAUGGCUGUCCAGUCUUGUGUUGCUUUGAAACUGUGUUGGUAGUGAUGGGGUUUGAACCAUUGCUGUAGCUGCAGCAUUCUUCCUUCCUUUUUUUGGCUGACCUUAGCUAGGAAGGUUGCAACUUUUGUUCUUAGAGCUACCCUCACCCUUUAAUGUGUAGCUUUGCGUUAAAAUCCUGGCUAUAAGGAAGAGGGGUAUGCCAGCAUGUACAGUUGUGCAUUACAACCAGGCAUCUGAUCUAUAUCUGAUUCAAACAGCUAACAACUUGUUUUCAAAUGCUGCUUCUGAUGCCAAGCUCUAACUCUUAGUUGUUGUGGUGCUGCGCCUUUACUGCUUUUACCAGCACAACAAGCUCAUAUGGCUGUACUUAAGUCGUUGAGUUACCUGGUGCUUCCUGUAGCAGUUACUUGUGUUGCAAUACUGGAUCUUGCUCUUCUGAGCAAACCUUUCUGUAGACUCUGUCCUUCCUCAGGAGUGCCCAAACUUUGCUGCCAGCAUGGCCUGCCCAGUUAAUUAUUUUUUUUUAAUUUGAAAGCUGCAUUGUGGAUGAUUAAACACAAUUUUGUACCCCUUUGUUCAUACUAGAUAUUCCAUAGACCAGGUAUUUGCCUUACUGCAACUGAAUCUUAAGAACUUGUCAAGUUCUACCAGUCAGCAAGGAAUACAGAGUAUCCAUAUAGAAAGAAAAAUAAUGGUCAUUACUUCAGUUCUAACCACACUUGCAGUGGCUGGGAUUGUUAUGGGGUGCCACUGCAAGUGCCUUUAGGAAUUUUGUUCCAUGAGCCCUACCUCCCAUGUAUUGCUAGAAACUGAAGGGGAGUUAUGGUUGUACUUUCCACACUCCUUAAGUGGCAUUCUGGCCAUUGAGCUGCAGUUUGGGCACCCCUCUUAGCUUGAACUUUGAGUAACUAAUAUGCAACUUAGAGGGAAAACCUGUAGAUUUCUGUACUGCAACUAAGCUGAAUCAGGAUACUUAAACAAUAGUGUACUUGUGCCUCAGGUGAGUAACCUUUACUUCAGUAGAUUCCCAUUAUUAUACCAGCUGAAUUUCACUAGCCUGGCAACUUGUCAUUGGCACAGUCCUUGAUGUAAUCUACAUGUAUUUUUGAUGUUGCAGUACAAUAAAGUAUGUUUUGCCCUGCA